Messenger RNA from Cryptomeria japonica (Japanese cedar), 1860 nucleotides. Its product is annotated as protein NCA1. Gene Ontology annotation, biological process: protein ubiquitination. Bases 324 to 1445 code for a protein of 373 amino acids. Gene Ontology annotation, molecular function: ubiquitin protein ligase activity; protein binding. The record is from RefSeq and is a predicted model, not a curated record. The transcript is spliced from 8 exons. NCBI's taxonomy places the organism in Eukaryota, Viridiplantae, Streptophyta, Pinopsida, Cupressales, Cupressaceae.
UUCGUAGGCCUUGGAAAACUUCCCCAGAAAAACUGUCCAGGAUAAUUCAAGUGGCAUAUAAGAAUUAUUUAUAGAUUAUAAUCAAAUUGUCAGUGAUUUUUCAAAUGAGGGUAUCGUUAGAAGCACACAUUUUGACGCAGAAGGGAGCAAUUUAGGUAAAGAAAAAAGUUUAAAAUCUGUUUUGAAUGACGAUAUUUGCAGGCUGAAAGCGGGUUUGCAGGUUCAACAAACUUUGAAAUCGGGAUUGAUUGCAGCGGCUUCGAAUUUGGUAUUUGGCAGGUUUUUGGCAGUGUAAGGCAGGAGCUCUGCUUUGAGCCGUAAAAAUGACUUCUGUAUGCCCCUUUGCAAGAACAGCUAAAAAAAAUGCAGAAAACUUGGUAGAAAAGGUCCAGCAAGAACAGACAGAAGAUGAAAACAAUUAUUCUGAGCAGGCUAGGGGAGAGAAAGAGGAUAAUUCAAAGAAAGGAGAAGCUCCAAAGUGUCCUUAUGGAUAUGAUUCCCAGUCAUUUAAAAUAGGACCAUUUAGCUGUGUAAUUUGUCGAGCGUUACUAUAUGAAAGCAGCAAAUGUGUACCAUGUGGCCAUAAAUAUUGCAAAGUCUGCAUUUUGCGCUUUGAGGAUUGCCCUUUAUGCGGAGCAGACAUCAAUAAAGUUGAGCCCGAUCCUGAUCUUCAAGCACUUGUUGAUCAGUUUAUUGAAGGUCAUGCUAGAAUCAAGAGAACAGUAUCUCAUUCGGAUGAUACAAAGGAAAAAGAAGAUAAUGAACAAUUUAAGAACGUUGUCUACGAGGAUGUUUCUUUGGAAAGGGGCAGCUUCCUUGUGCAGCAAGCCAUGAAAGCAUUUCAGGCCCAGAAUUUGGAGAGUGCCAAGUCAAGGCUAACUAUGUGUGCAGAGGAUAUUCAUGAGCAGAUGGGAAGGACUGAAAGUACUCCAGAAUUAUGUUCACAACUAGGGGCUGUUCUUGGCAUGCUUGGGGAUUGCUGUCGAGCAAUGGGAGAUGUUGGUGGGGCGGUCAAAUAUUACAGCGAAAGUGUUGAGUUUCUUUCCAAAUUAUCUGUUGAUGAUCCAGAGGUUGUACAUACACUUUCGGUUUCAUUAAACAAAAUUGGAGAUCUUAAAUAUUACGAUGGAGAUCUUUCAGCUGCAAAAUUGCAUUAUUCUCAAUCGCUGGAUAUUCGUAGAAAGGCUAUUAAUGAUCACACAAAACUAUCCUCACAGGUGCUUGAUGUCGCAGUUUCCUUAGCUAAGGUUGCGGAUGUAAACAGAGGCCUAGGUAAUGAAGAAAUUGCUAUUGAAGGAUUUCAAGAAGCAGUAAAAAGCUUGGAAUGUCUUUCAUUACAACCAAGCGAGGAGCCAUCUUUAGAGAAAAGGCGGCUUUCAGUUUUACAAUUUCUUCAUGACCAGCUCAAGGAGAGUCGAAAUACUGCUCCCGUUGCGGCAACCUGAAGUUGUUUUUGUUUAAAUAAGCAAUAUGAAGCUCUGGAUACAUAUUAAAGAGUGUACCAUAUAAUAUCCUACAUGGUUUAUGUAUUUACAUUAUGAAUCACUGUAUAUGUCUGUAGUAAGAAGUUAGAACCUACAACUCAUGUGGUGUGUGCCAAGUUUUUCCAUGUAUGUAUAUUCACACCAUGGAACUUUGGGUAAUUUUCGCUGUUGAUGGAAAUUUCAAAAUGACGCUCCAAUGCAAAUGCAGAGGAUCAUAGCCUUUAUGUAAAAUGGUUGUAGCUAGACGUUAGAUGUACAUUGUUCUUAUCCAUUGCAUCGAACCUAAGCUGCAAGAGUAUUAGGCAUAUCACCUGUGUCCUCAUACUACUUAUUUGCAAUAAUAAGUAAUCUGGGGUAUGAUUUUUCUUUACCUAAA